AUGCAAACACGAGCUCAGAAACGCAAACAAAUGCCAGAACUAGUGAAGCAAUUGCAAGAUCGUCUAUAUGCUCUCGAGAAAGAAAAAACUAAGAUGGUAGCUUUAGAUACAUGCAAUGUAGACGCCCCGAUAAAUCUUCCAACUCCUAAGAAACGCAAGACAAACGCCCUUUGUUCUUCUCUAACGCCUCAGUUUCCUAAACCUCGUACCUCGACGCUCAAUGUCGUUGAAACUUCCGAGAAAAGCUCCAAAAUAAAGUCGAACGUUGUCAAGCGCGUGACACUGAGACGUACGCUUCAAUAUACGUCUUCAACCCGUCCAGAGCCAGUGGAAGACUUUCAAUCGAUACUGCAGCGGAUUUGCUCAGGGCAAAAGCUUCAUGCUCCUUCAUUAAUUGUUGGACGUGAAAAGGAGCAUCAGAUUGUUCGUGAAGUGCUGCAGGGAAGUGAAAGGCAGAAUGGAAGUCUCUUUAUCAUUGGUCCGCCUGGAACAGGCAAGAGUUCGUCCGUGAGUGAGUUACUGCUGGAACAAGGUUUUGAAGUCGUAGGAAAUGAUGUAACAACAUUGAAGCACAAUCAAGCCAAGACAAGCAUCAAAGUGGCCGUGAAGCUUAAUUGCAGUACAUUCAUGGACCCUGUAGCUUUGUAUGCUGCCGUGGCGCAGCAAGUCAAGAAAGCAACAAAUUGGGAAGUACCGGAGAAACUUGAUCCAUUUGAAAUGGACGAGUUUCUUGCUUUGCAACGUUGUGGUUCGAGACAUACCAAGCAGAUGCUUGUGGUCGUGUUCGACGAAGUGGAUCAAUUGCUGCGUCUUUCUGUUCGCAUGCAGCCAACGGUGAAGGAAGUCCUCUGCUUUUUCGUGCGAUGGGCUGCUGCUGUACCUCAUAAUGUCAUGUUUCUAGGCAUUAUGAACGGUGUCGACAUGUAUCAUCAGGUUUCACGGAUUCAUGUAACUCGUGAUAGCGCGAUUGAUUCGCACGUUCCUCGUGUGAUCUUUGGGUCCUAUUCACACCAGAACUUACUGCUGAUCAUGAAGAGUUAUGUGCAGAGCGCACGAUCGUCAAAGAUGGAGAGUAGUGAAGUGUCCAGUUUGAUUGAGCCGCGAGCACUGGAGUUCAUUGCCAGAAAGGUAGCAGCCCGUGAUGGUGAUGCUCGUUUAGCCAUCAGUUUAUUGCAGCAAUCAGCCCGUCAUGCACUUCAACGCUUCAGUAGCUCAGAGACAAUCUCAGCAGCUUCGACUCAAGUAAAAGUCACAAUGCGCGACGUGUUCCAGUGUGUGGCAUCAAUGCUGUCAUCCCCGGUUAUUCAGAAACUGAAGCAGUUGCCACGACAAGCUAAAUUGCUAUUGUACGUGAUCACCGCUCUAUCUCCGAGCUCCAAUGGAAGCGAUGACAAGAACAAUACCAAGGGAAUGCUGCAGCCGUGUGAUAUGCAUAAAGUCAGCGAGGAGCUAGCGCGUUUACGUGACUUGCCGCAGACUGCUUGGGUCCCGCGCUUAUCGCGAGACGAACUGCAAACGCUUUUGAUGUCACUAGGCUGCUACGCUCUGAUAAGACAGGGAGGCGGUAAGCGUGGUGAGAAAACUUUGCGACCUGCCGCAGUGAUGUCGACACGCGCUUUUUGGUCGACCAAGCUCUACUCCUGCGUAACAAUGACAGAAAUAUCGGGGGCUCUACAAGAUGACACAUCGCUUUCCAAACUACUGUUGUAA
Peronospora farinosa is the source of this 1710-nucleotide messenger RNA. The record is from the annotation of a GenBank genome assembly. Lineage: Eukaryota; Oomycota; Peronosporomycetes; Peronosporales; Peronosporaceae.